Molecule: messenger RNA, 3710 nt
Organism: Nothobranchius furzeri (turquoise killifish)
Lineage: Eukaryota; Metazoa; Chordata; Actinopteri; Cyprinodontiformes; Nothobranchiidae
Gene: gnsa
Product: glucosamine (N-acetyl)-6-sulfatase a
Biological process (GO): glycosaminoglycan metabolic process
Molecular function (GO): glycosaminoglycan binding; N-acetylglucosamine-6-sulfatase activity
Source: RefSeq, a predicted model, not a curated record
GGGCUUCUGUAGUGUAGCAUGUGACCACGUGACCGGUAUUAGUUUCAGCUGUGUCUGCUCUCCUUCUCUUCCUCCUCCCAUUUCAAUUUUAACCAUAUUUAACAUUUUUAAAAAGGCGUAAAAAAGCGUCUAAGACGCCCAGCUUCGGCCAUUUGUCGCUAAAUUUAACAAAAUGACGCACAGUCGCUGCUUUUCCCGGAAGAUGCUGUUGAACAGCGUCUUAAUCUGCGUCACUCUGUGCAGCGACCUGAGCUGCGGGUUUUUUGCUGCAUCUUCCCGGAGACCAAACAUUGUUUUAAUCCUCACAGAUGACCUGGACGUGGCUAUCGGGGGCUUGACCCCUCUGAGCAAGACUAGAAGACUAAUAGGUGAUGCAGGAAUAUCUUUCACAAACGCAUUCGUGGCCAGUCCUCUGUGCUGUCCCAGUCGAGCCAGUAUCCUGACUGGGAAAUACCCCCACAACCACCACGUCAUCAACAACACGCUGGAGGGGAACUGCAGCAGCAGAAGCUGGCAGAAGAGCGAGGAGCCUCACACCUUCCCCGCUUUACUGAAGACGUACGGCGGUUACCAGACCUUCUUCGCGGGGAAAUAUCUCAACCAGUACGGCCAUUCUGAUGCUGGUGGGGUGGAGCACGUCCCUCCAGGCUGGAGCUACUGGGUCGCUCUGGAGAAGAACUCUAGAUAUUAUAACUACACUCUGUCUGUGAAUGGGAGAACUCAGAAACAUGGAGCUGACUACAGCAGAGACUACCUGACAGACGUGCUGGCCAACAUGUCCCUGGAGUUCCUCCAGUAUAAAUCCAACUACCAGCCGUUCUUCAUGAUGGUGUCCACGCCGGCUCCCCACUCCCCCUGGACAGCAGCUCCUCAGUACCAGGACCGUUUCAACACCACCAAGGCCCCCAGGGACCCCAACUUUAACAUCCAUGGGAAGGACAAACACUGGCUGAUCCGACAGGCCAAAACUCCCAUGACCAACUCGUCUCUUCAGUUCCUCGAUAACACCUUUAGAAAACGGUGGCAAACUUUACUGUCGGUGGACGACCUGGUGGAGAAAAUAGUGAAGAAGCUGGAGGUCAGAGGUGAACUGGACAACACCUACAUCUUCUUUACCUCUGAUAAUGGCUACCACACAGGUCAGUUUUCUCUCCCGCUGGACAAACGGCAGCUUUACGAGUUUGACAUCCGAGUUCCUCUCAUGGUCCGAGGUCCGAACAUCAAGCCCAACCAGACCAGCAAGAUGCUGGUGGCGAACGUUGACCUUGGACCAACCAUCCUGGACAUAGCUGGCUUCAAUGUCAACAAAACCCAAAUGGACGGUGUGUCCUUCCUGUCUGCUAUGGAGAGGAAAGUGAACAGCAGUAGCUGGAGAACCGACAUCCUGGUUGAGUACGAAGGAGAAGGGAGGAGCGUUCCGGACCCCUCCUGCCCGCUGCUGGGACCUGGAGUGUCGGAGUGUUUCCCAGAUUGUGUGUGUGAGGAUUCCUAUAACAACACCUAUGCCUGCGUGCGCACCGUCACCCCCUUUGCCAACCUGCAGUACUGCGAGUUUGAUGAUAACGAGGUGUUUGUGGAAGUUUACAACGUGACCGCUGACCCGUACCAGCUGACCAACAUCGCAAAGACCAUCGAUCAGGAAGUUUUGGAGAAGAUGAACCACCGGCUGAUGGUGUUGCAGUCGUGCUCCGGACCGUCGUGUCGGACUCCUGGAGUGUACGAUGCCAGGUAUAAAUUUGACCCCCAGCUGCUGUUUCCUGCUCACAGCUGGAGGCCCGGCAGACUAAAACAGGCCAAGUAAAAAGAACAGAAGAUGGAGGGAGGACUUUCCUUGUUGCCUUGUUUUUGGGCCUCUUGGGUUGAGCCAGCUUCAUUUACAAAUGGUUGGAGGAGGAAGGUGGGUAACCAUAGCAACAGGAGGACCAUCUGGGUGUAAAACACGCCUUUAAAGGUAAAGUUUGGGCCCAAGCUUGAUUUAACUUGUGAGAUGUGCAUAAGCAAACUGUGAUUCUGUCAUUUUAUCUGUUGUCAAUAUUUGCUGUUUAACAAUCUGAAAGGUUUCAGCUCAGAUAUCCCACCAGCGUUUGUGAACGAUGAGCUAACAGCUAGGCACAGCAAGGUAAAAUCUCCACCCCACGGCAGGUGGUGUGCACGAGCAGACGGGAAACCGAUAACAACUUUAGCUGAUUUUCACACAACAGGUAACUAUUUAUGUUCAAGUUUUAGACGUUAAAACUAAACUCGUGUGCAAAUCACGGCUUCCUGCAGAGUUUUGGGAGUCUUUAGUUCACCUUGUUCACCACGUUAAUGUGAAACUGCUGGACUGUAGAUUAGAGUUGGGCCAUUUGCAUCAUUUUUCCCACUGCCAACCGUCAGUCCAAUAAAUGACGAAGAGCGAUUUAUUUGUGCACGUGACUCUUUGAGCGACAACAUGAUGCACAAACUGAUUUACAGUAGAAGUAGAAACGCUGAUUCUUUUUUUUUAUUCGAGCGCAACGCAAAUGUUAGCUGGAAGAGAAAGUUUGAUGUUUCUUUGUUCAAUUUUGUAUUUGUAGUUUGGUAGUGACGUAUAAAGGUCACGUGUUAAAAAGAAGUUAGGGACUUCCCGUUCCGAUACCGAUACCGGCCCAAAGACGCUAUCGGAUUAUAUCGGACUGCGUCGUAAAUCUCCGAUAUUAGCUGUACAUUCCGCUUUAAAUUCCAUUCCAGCAUUCCAAGUCCACGUGAUCAGAACAAGCUAGCAAAGUAGCAAGAAACAAUGCCGGCCAUGUGGCUGCAUUUUUUGUUAAAAGUCGGAAAAAGACAGCUUGGCUCAGCGCACCACUCGUCGUGCACAAGUUUCCCGUGGUGGAACGGAGCCGGGGAAGACUGUUACGUCCAACCUCAUCCUGCAUUUGAAGCAGGAUCACGAAACACUGCAGGAGGAUUUUCUCAGUGUGUGAAACUGAAACUUUAGACACUCGACUUGUAGCGGUUGGUCAGUGAACGAUAUUGUGUCUGAGACGUUCUCUGUUUUCUGGACGCUAAACCAACAACAGCCUUCCCCGUUGUAAGCCAAGAUGGAGGAGUCCAUGAAUGUUUCUCAAUGUCAAGGCGCCUUGCUUACGAGGACGCGGUCCUUCCUUGGUCAAAGAAAACUGUUAAAUGGAACAGACUUGCAUCACGUGACCGCGGCUUCCCACGGCGGUCACGUAACGUCACGUGACGCGGGAGAUAACGUUAUAUUUUAUACGUAUUAGUUUCAAUAUAAAUAUAUAACGACUUUUACUUUUUAAAUUGUGUAUAUGUUUAAAAAUUAAAUAUAUAAGUGAGUUACUACCCGCCAGCCACCGAAGCUGAAACUACUAAGCAACUAACCAAUCAUAGAUAACUUCUCUGGAUCUAUAAAAACAUUUUAAAUUAGCUGACUUACUUUUAAACUUGAAAAUUGUCCCCAAAGUAGCUGCCGGCUUCUGAUCCGCCGUCCUUUUGAAAAUACAGCGGUGCAUUCUGGGUAAUUUUUGACCAAGGCUAGGCUACAAGACACCUCCCGUGUAUCCUCGCUCAGCUAGCUAAACGGCUAACAAACGGAGAACACACGCCUCGGUAGAACAUGAACAUUGGAACACGUCUUGGCGGCUCCUGAUGACAUAUCUCCUAGGCAACCGGGGCGGGGCCAAGACAUCAAGGCAAGGUUCCUCGGCAUUGAGAAACACCCCCUCCCUCCUCGA